AUGGAGAAGGAGGCCGCCCACAAGGACACCGUGCUCGCCCACAAGGACACCGUGCUCGCCCACAAGGACACCGUGCUCGCCCACAAGGACACCGUGCUCGCCCACAAGGACACCGUGCUCGCCCGCCUGCUCGCGCAUGCCAAGUCCACCAAGCAGGUGCGUGCGCGAGCAGCUGCGCCCUUCAUCCUAGCAGCUGCGUCCUUCAUCCUAGCAGCUGCGCCCUUCAUCCUAGCAGCUGCGCCCUUCAUCCUAGCAGCUGCGCCCUUCGUCCUAGCAGCUGCGCCCUUCAUCCUAGCAGCUGCGCCCUUCGUCCUAGCAGCUGCGCCCUUCAUCCUAGCAGCUGCGCCCUUCAUCCUAGCAGCUGCGCCCUUCAUCCUAGCAGCUGCGCCCUUCAUCCUAGCAGCUGCGCCCUUCAUCCUAGCAGCUGCGCCCUUCAUCCUAGCAGCUGCGCCCUUCAUCCUAGCAGCUGCGCCCUUCGUCCUAGCAGCUGCGCCCUUCAUCCUAGCAGCUGCGCCCUUCGUCCUAGCAGCUGCGCCCUUCAUCCUAGCAGCUGCGCCCUUCAUCCUAGCAGCUGCGCCCUUCAUCCUAGCAGCUGCGCCCUUCGUCCAAGCAGCUGCGCCCUUCGUCCAAGCAGCUGCGCCCUUCAUCCUAGCAGCUGCGCCCUUCAUCCUAGCAGCUGCGCCCUUCAUCCUAGCAGCUGCGCCCUUCAUCCUAGCAGCUGCGCCCUUCAUCCUAGCAGCUGCGCCCUUCAUCCUAGCAGCUGCGCCCUUCAUCCUAGCAGCUGCGCCCUUCAUCCUAGCAGCUGCGCCCUUCAUCCUAGCAGCUGCGCCCUUCAUCCUAGCAGCUGCGCCCUUCAUCCUAGCAGCUGCGCCCUUCAUCCUAGCAGCUGCGCCCUUCAUCCUAGCAGCUGCGCCCUUCAUCCUAGCAGCUGCGCCCUUCAUCCUAGCAGCUGCGCCCUUCCUCCUAGCAGCUGCGCCCUUCAUCCUAGCAGCUGCGCCCUUCAUCCUAGCAGCUGCGCCCUUCGUCCAAGCAGCUGCGCCCUUCAUCCUAGCAGCUGCGCCCUUCGUCCAAGCAGCUGCGCCCUUCAUCCUAGCAGCUGCGCCCUUCAUCCAAGCAGCUGCGCCCUUCAUCCAAGCAGCUGCGCCCUUCAUCCAAGCAGCUGCGCCCUUCAUCCAAGCAGCUGCGCCCUUCGUCCAAGCAGCUGCGCCCUUCAUCCUAGCAGCUGCGCCCUUCAUCCAAGCAGCUGCGCCCUUCGUCCAAGCAGCUGCGCCCUUCAUCCUAGCAGCUGCGCCCUUCGUCCUAGCAGCUGCGCCCUUCAUCCUAGCAGCUGCGCCCUUCAUCCUAGCAGCUGCGCCCUUCAUCCUAGCAGCUGCGCCCUUCAUCCUAGCAGCUGCGCCCUUCAUCCUAGCAGCUGCGCCCUUCAUCCUAGCAGCUGCGCCCUUCAUCCUAGCAGCUGCGCCCUUCAUCCUAGCAGCUGCGCCCUUCAUCCUAGCAGCUGCGCCCUUCAUCCAAGCAGCUGCGCCCUUCAUCCUAGCAGCUGCGCCCUUCAUCCUAGCAGCUGCGCCCUUCAUCCUAGCAGCUGCGCCCUUCAUCCUAGCAGCUGCGCCCUUCAUCCAAGCAGCUGCGCCCUUCAUCCUAGCAGCUGCGCCCUUCAUCCUAGCAGCUGCGCCCUUCGUCCAAGCAGCUGCGCCCUUCAUCCUAGCAGCUGCGCCCUUCGUCCAAGCAGCUGCGCCCUUCAUCCUAGCAGCUGCGCCCCUUGAGUCCAAAGCAGCAAAUGAGGGCGCAGCAGCGCAUGCAGAAGGAGCUGGAGUGGGCGGCGGGGAGGGAGGAGCGGAUGAGGCGGCAGCUGAUGGAGGCGCAGGAGGGCAUCGCGCAGGAGGGCAUCGCGCACCGAGACGCCUUCCUGCAGCAGCUGCAGGAGGAGGCUGCGCUCUCCGCCUCCGCACUCAAACAGGCCGCCAGGAGGAGCAGCUGGAGUCGAUGGGCGACCAGCUCGCCAAGGAGCGCGCCAAGACCCGCCGCGAGCGAGAGAACACCGCCCGCGUUACUGCUGAGCUGGCGGAGGAGCGCAUGGCGGUGGAGGAGAUGGCGGGGCGGGUGGGGCGGCUGGAGAGCGAGGUGCAGCGCAAGGAGCAAGAGGUGCAGCACAGCCGCCACGAGGCGGACGCUGUCAGGGCGCAGCUUAAAGCCACGCAGCAGGCGUUGGAGGAGGCAGCGCAGCAGGCGAGGGAGGCGCAGGCAGGGAGGCAGCAGGCGGAGGCGGCGGCAGAGGAGGAGCGGGCGGCAGCAGCAGCGGCGGGGGAGGGGCAGCAGAGCGCAGAGCAGCGCCUCAGGGAGGCGCAGGCACGCGUGCAGCUGCUGGAGGGCGAGGUGGUGUGGUGUCGCUCAAGUGGCGUUGAGCAAGGACUCGCUACUGGCUGCUGCCAACACCCGCAAGGAGUUGGCGGGGGCGGAGGCGCGGAUAGCAGCGCUGCAGGGGUCGGUGGCAGCAUUGGAGGCGGAGAUCAACCAGUGGCGGCACGGCAGGACCUGAAUGCAGCGAGGGAGCGCGAGGCGGAGCUGUUGGAGCAGCUGGAGCAGCGCGAGGCGGAGGUGGAGAGCCUGCGCCGCGACACCUCCGAGAACAUCCGCGCACAGCGUGCUGAGCUCGCGUUGCGCGAGGCCGCCCACAUGCUCUCCGCCGCCGCUGACACCCGCCAGGCGCUGCGGAGCAUGAAGGAGCAGAUGGAGUGGAUGCAGGAGGAGGCGCGCGUCAAGGAGGAGCGCCUGGCAGCGCUGCAGGAGGAGUUUGUCUCCGCCCUCAAGGGCACCACCUUCCCAUCACUGGACAAGAGCAUUCUAAAGCGAAGAAAGGUUCCGCCACAAGGGAAGUCGUCUGGAGGAGAUGCGCAACCCGAAUUACCUUCCUGA
Closterium sp. Yama58-4 is the source of this 2910-nucleotide messenger RNA. Lineage: Eukaryota; Viridiplantae; Streptophyta; Zygnematophyceae; Desmidiales; Closteriaceae. The record is from the annotation of a GenBank genome assembly.